UGUGUGUGCCUCACUCGCGUCUUUAUUUGUGCCUGUGUGCAAUUUACGUUUUUUCCUUUGGCGUUGUAUGAGUUUUUGUGUAAGAAAAAUUUGACAAGUAAAAUUUAUAAUCAUAAAAUAUCGAAUAGAAAAAAGGGAGAGUGAGAACGGAAAACGAACUAAAACAAGAUGUCGCUGUCUAGUCUGCUGCCCACCCCGACAAACACAGUCUGGGAUAGGGAGGACGAGCGUCGUCUAGCAGCCAAAGGGGCACCUAAAAUUGGAGCCUUAGUUUCGGCCAAGAUAGCAGCCCCUCCAUAUGGACAGCGCAAGGAUUGGGUACCACGGACAGAAGCAGAUUUCGGGGAUGGCGGAGCUUUUCCUGAGAUACAUGUGGCUCAGUUUCCCUUAGGGUUGGGAGCUCCAGCCAAUGUGGGCAAAAAGUCGGAUGCUUUGGCUGUGCGUCUCGAUGACAAGGGUAAAGUCAAAUAUGAUGCCAUUGCCCGUCAGGGUCAUGGCAAGGAUAAGAUAGUCUAUUCUUCCAUUUCGCAAUUACUGCCCGCUGAAGUUUUGGCUGAAGAUGCUGAGGAGCUUCAGCGUCCUGAUGAGGAAACUGUCGCCGAGACUACUGAGGAAACUCGUUUGGCUUUGGAGAAGCUGACAAAUCAAAAAAUUACCUCCGCCCUGCCUGUGCGCCAUGCCCAAAAAGCAGGCCCCGCCCAAUACAUACGUUAUACGCCAUCGCAGCAAGGCGAUGCCUUCAAUUCGGGAGCCAAACAACGGGUAAUACGCAUGGUCGAGGCCCAGUUAGAUCCCAUGGAGCCGCCAAAAUUCCGCAUUAACAAGAAAAUACCACGUGGCCCGCCAUCACCGCCGGCCCCGGUUCUGCAUUCGCCAUCCCGUAAGGUCACAGUUAAAGAGCAAAAGGAAUGGAAGAUUCCUCCGUGCAUAUCCAACUGGAAGAAUGCUAAAGGUUAUACCAUUCCCCUCGACAAGCGUCUGGCCGCCGACGGUCGAGGCCUGCAGCAAGUCCACAUCAAUGAAAAAUUCGCCAAAAUGGCCGAGGCUCUGUACAUAGCCGAUAGGAAGGCACGAGAAGCAGUGGAGGCGCGAGCCCAACUUGAAAAAAAAUUGGCCCAAAAGGAGAAGGAGAAAAAAGAGGAUAUGCUUCGUUUAAUGGCCCAAAGAGCCCGCGAAGAACGUGCUGGACUACGGAAUCCUGAAGUUGCUGGCAGCGAGCCAUCCGCUGGAGGUUCGGAUGCACGUGAACGAAACGACCUACGCGCGGAACGGCAGCGGGAGAGACAACGAGAUCGCAACUUACAGCGUGCUGCCCCAGAGAAACGUUCCAAGUUGCAACGGGAACGCGAACGUGACAUUUCCGAACAGAUUGCAUUGGGUCUGCCCACCAAAACAUCCGCUGGCAAUAACGAAACGCUCUUUGAUCAACGCCUCUUUAACACCACGAAAGGCAUGGAUUCUGGCUAUGGCGACGAUGAGGCCUACAAUGUCUACGACAAACCCUGGCGUGAUUCCAAUACGUUGGGUGCCCACAUCUACAGGCCUACUAAACAGGCGGAUUCCAAUAAUUAUGGCGCUGAUUUAGAUGCAAUUGUGAAUACGAAACGUUUUGUGCCCGAUAAACAGUUCUCAGGCACCUCCAGAGAUCCCGAUGGCGCAAGUGGCGCUGCACGCAGUGGUCCAGUCGAAUUUGAAAAGGAAGAGGAUCCCUUCGGUCUCGAUCAAUUCUUGAACAUGGCCAAAAAGGCACCCAAAAGGCCUGAAGAAAAACACGAGCGUAGCAAUCAGUCCGAUCGAAAGCGAAGUCGUCGGGACUAGAUUAUAUAAAUUUUGGCAUGGACACCUGUGCUUAUUUUUUUUUAGUUAAACAAAAAACUGACAACAAAAUGAAGAUGAGGGCAAAACAGUUUAAACAUAAAAGUAGAAAUUAAAAUCAAAUUAUGUAACAACUUAUAUAUGGAUAAAAGUUUUGGCAAAUUAAAAUAUAAAUUCAGAAAAUA
Molecule: messenger RNA, 2000 nt
Organism: Drosophila willistoni
Lineage: Eukaryota; Metazoa; Arthropoda; Insecta; Diptera; Drosophilidae
Gene: Bx42
Product: puff-specific protein Bx42
Exons: 2
Coding region: 169-1818 (549 amino acids)
Biological process (GO): mRNA splicing, via spliceosome
Cellular component (GO): spliceosomal complex
Source: RefSeq, a predicted model, not a curated record